Molecule: messenger RNA, 1248 nt
Organism: Oryza brachyantha (malo sina)
Lineage: Eukaryota; Viridiplantae; Streptophyta; Magnoliopsida; Poales; Poaceae
Product: probable purine permease 11
Exons: 2
Coding region: 53-1198 (381 amino acids)
Cellular component (GO): membrane
Molecular function (GO): purine nucleoside transmembrane transporter activity
Source: RefSeq, a predicted model, not a curated record
GGAGUUAGGACCAUCUUAGAGUGAUUUGCUCAUUGGACUUCUGACCUGAUCUAUGGCACAAGCUCAGGAAUUUCAGCUCAAGAUAAAAGAUUCUCCGGGACAGGAAUCCAGCCAUGGCGAGAGCUGCGAGGGGCAGGCUAAUGUCGGCCCGAAGAAGAGACGCGGCGGCGUUCGACGGUGGCUGCCGCUGCUGGUGGACAUGCUGAUGCUGCUCGUCGGGGAGGCAAUGGCGCCUCUCCUCAGCCGAGUGUACUACAACUCCGGCGGCAAAAGCUUGUGGAUGGCCACGCUCGCGCAGUCCGCCGGCGCGCCACUGCUGGCCAUUCCUCUCAUCCUCACGCCGCGGGCCGCCGCCGGGGAGCCCCGGCCGGCGUUGUGGAAGAUGGUCGCCAUCUGCGUCGGGCUCGGGGUCCUCAUCGGCUGCGACAACUUCAUGUACUCGUACGCGAUGCUGUGCCUGCCGGUGUCCACGUUCUCGCUCGUCGCCGCGACGCAGCUCGCCUUCAACGCCGUCACGUCGCGCCUCAUCAACGCGCAGCGCUUCACGGCGCUCAUCCUCAACUCCGUCGUCGUGCUCACCUUCUCCGCCGCGCUUCUCGGCGUCGACUCCGACUCCUCCUCCUCUGACGACGGCGGCGGCAGCGUCGUCCCGCGUGGCAAGCACGCGGCCGGCGUCGUCCUCACCCUGUCGGCGUCCGCCGUCUACGCGCUCAUCAUGUCCCUGUUCGAGGUCACCUUCGAGAAGGUGAUCAGGGCCACGACGCCGCGGUGGGUGCUGAAGAUGCAAAUCUUCACGAGCGCGGUCGCCACGGCGGUGUCGGCGGCGGCGCUGCUCGCGUCGGGGGAGUGGAGGACGAUCCACGGCGAGGCGGCGGCGUUCAAGAACGGGGAGGCGUCGUACGUGGCGACCGUCGUGGGGAUCGCCGUGGGGUGGCAGGCGGCGGAGCUGGGCGCCGUGAGGCUGGUCGCGAGGGUGUCGUCGCUGUUCGCGAACGUGACGGGCACGCUGGCGCUGCCGCUGGUGCCGGUGCUGGCGGUGGCGGUGUUCGGGGACAAGAUGACGGGCACCAAGGCUGUGGCCAUGCUCAUGGCCGUGUGGGGGUUCCUCUCCUACGUGUACCACCACUACCUCGACGCCCGGCGUGCGACGGCGCGGCCUUGCUGCAGCGUCUGCACGGAGCGGAUGGCAAAUGUUUAGACGACACUUCUAUUCCAUGUUUAAGACUUUAGGUAAUUAAGUGAAUUGCC